GCGGGCGGGAGGGAGGGCUGGCCGGCCAUGCGGGCCGCGCUGGUGGCGUACAGCAGCUCGGAGGAGGAGGAGGAAGAAGAUGGGGGGCGCCGGGGCGGCGGCGCGCAGGGCCCCCCCCCGGCCAGCACCGGCUGCCCCCGCCUGCCCGUCCCCGCCGGCCUGCCGGGCGAUCCGGAGGAGGCCGUUAGAGACGACAGCUCCCGGCACGGCGGCCGCCUCCGCCGCUUCCCCCACGAGCGGGGCAGCUGGGCCACGCACGUCUACCUGCCCUACGGAGCCCAGGAGGAGUUUCUGGAGCUGCUGGAGCUGCUGGUCUCCCGCGCUCGCACCUACGUCUCCUCGCUGGCUGCCAUGGAGGAGUUUCACCUCAGCCUCUCGCAGUGCGUGGUGCUGCGGUACCACUGGAUAGACCCCUUCGUCCGCUCCCUCAAGGAGCGCCUGGCCCCCUUCCACAGGUUCUUCUGCGUGGCUGACCAAGUGAAGGUUUACACCAAUGAGAACAAGACGAGGACCUUCAUUGGGUUGGAGGUCUCCGCUGGGCAUUUCCAGCUGCUGGAGCUGGUCUCGGAGGUGGACAGAGUUCUGGAGGAAUUUGACCUUCCCACAUUCUACAAGGACCCAUCUUUCCAUAUCAGCUUGGCCUGGUGUGUUGGGGACAUGUCUGGCAGACUGGAAGGGCAGUGUCUGCAGGAGCUUCAGGACAUCGUGGACAGGUUUGAGGACUCUGCGCUCCUGCUGCGUGUCCAAUGGGAGCAAAUCCGUUGCAAGUCAGGGAACAAGUACUUCUCUUUCCCCUUGAGACAUGCCCAGCUCCCACAGACUUUAGAUGAGGCCGUGCCUGCAAGCCCUGCCGUGAGCUCGGCGCUGCCCAUCGUGGCACAGGAGAGAGACCGGGGGUGUUGUGGCCACGGGAGCAUCCCAGCAGGAGCGGUGGUGCCCGCCAGUGCCAGUGCCCGUGCCAGAGCUGGGCUUCAAAACCUGUACCCGAUUCUGUUCAGUCCGUUUCUGGGCGGAGGGUCUGCCGAUAAGGCAUGGCUGCGGCUCUACGGCUACCUGCCACAGCCCAGCCCGCAGAUGUCCACCAUGCACUCGGCUCAGACCUUCUCCUCUGCCCUCGCCGAGAUGCAGAAGUUUUACGGCAUCACCGUCACCGGCAUCCUGGACGAGGAGACGAAGGCGUGGAUGAAACGUCCCCGCUGCGGGGUCCCAGACCAGUUUGGGGCACGGAUGAAGUCCAAUAUGCGGCGGAAGCGGUACGCGCUGAUGGGGCGGCGCUGGAGCCAGAGCCAUCUCACCUUCAGCAUCCAAAACUACACAGAGAAGCUGGGUCGGUACCACUCAUAUGAGGCUGUCCGCCGAGCUUUCCGGGUGUGGGAGGAAGCCACACCGCUGGCUUUCCGGGAGGUGGCCUACGAGGACAUCCGGCAGAAGCGGAAGAAGGAGGCCGACAUCAUGGUGCUCUUUGCCUCUGGCUUCCACGGAGACAGCUCCCCCUUUGAUGGUGUCGGGGGCUUUUUGGCUCAUGCCUAUUUUCCUGGCCCUGGAAUGGGGGGAGACACGCAUUUCGACUCAGAUGAGCCCUGGACGCUGGAGAACACGGAUGUGUCUGGGAACAACCUUUUCUUGGUGGCUGUUCAUGAACUGGGGCACUCGCUGGGCUUGGAGCACUCCAGUAACCCCAGCGCUAUCAUGGCCCCCUUCUACCAGUGGAUGGACACCGAGAACUUCCAGCUGCCCGAGGAUGACCUCAAGGGCAUCCAGCAGCUGUACGGUACCGCAGACGGGCACCCUCAGCCUACCAAGCCUUUGCCCACUGUGACACCUCGGAGACGUGGCAGGCCAGACCAGAGACCCCCUAAACCACCCUCCCCAGGGAAACCGGAGCGACCCCCCAAACCUGGCAGCCCACACCGACCUGACCAGUAUGGCCCUGACAUCUGCGACGGCAACUUUGACACAGUGGCGGUGCUGCGUGGGGAGAUGUUUGUGUUCAAGGGCCAGUGGUUCUGGAGGGUCCGGCACAACCGGGUGCUGGACAACUACCCCAUGCCCAUCGGGCACUUCUGGCGGGGCCUCCCCGGGGACAUCGAUGCUGCCUAUGAGAGGCACGACGGGAGGUUUGUCUUCUUUAAAGGUGACCGGUACUGGCUCUUCCGAGAAGCCAACCUGGAGCCCGGGUACCCACAGCCCCUGGUCACCUAUGGGCAGGGCAUCCCCUACGACAGCAUCGACACAGCUGUCUGGUGGGAACCCACGGGGCACACCUUCUUCUUCCGUGGGGACAGAUACUGGCGCUUUAAUGAAGACACCCGCUCGGUGGACCCCGGCUACCCGAAGCCUAUCUCUGUCUGGGCAGGCAUCCCUCCCUCACCCAAGGGUGCCUUCCUCAGCCAAGAUGCCUCUUCCACCUACUUCUACAGAGGCACAAAGUACUGGAAAUUUGACAAUGAGCGGCUCAAGACAGAGCCAGGUUAUCCCAAAUCCAUCCUACGGGACUUCAUGGGCUGUUACACGGAGCUGGUCCCUGACCCUCAUCCCCACUGGCCGGAUGGGGACCAACCCCCCUUCAGCCCUGAUGGGAAUGGGCGGGCUGACAGCGAGGAGGAGGAAGAGGAGGAAGAGGAGGAAGAUGAGGAGGAUUACAGCGAGGGAGGCCACCAACCGGGUGGGGACGUGGAUGUGGUGGUGCAGAUCGAUGAGUACACGCGCACCAUGAGUGUCGUCAUGGUGCUGGUGCUGCUGGUGCUGCUGCUCUGCAUCCUUGGCCUCAUCUACGUCAUUGUCCAGAUGCAGAAGAAGGGCACGCCCCGAAUGCUCCUGUACUGCAAGCGCUCCUUGCAGGAGUGGGUCUGACCCUGGCUCCCUCCCCAACCCACCCCCACCACCAUGGUGCUAACGAUGAACCUGACCUCCCCCUCCCCUGUCCUUCCCCACUGCCUCGGCCCCUCUUGCCCCAUUGUUGCUUGAUGCCCCCAGCCCCCCCCAGAGCAGCUGGGCUGGGACCAGGGGAUGGUUACAGUAGGCUGGAGGGCAUCCAGGUCCUGCCUGCUCCCCCACAGCUGUGACCCUCAGGUUGCCACGCAUCGUGUUGCACCUGCCUCUGCCAUGGGGUCCCAGCAGGGUCCCUUCCUGCCCCCCGAACCUGCCGUGGCUUUGCCUGCAUCACGUGGGGCGGUGAGCGGGUUGGGGGCUGCUCAUAAGUGCCAUGAGCUGGCAGGUCUCAGGUGCCAGCACCUGCAACGACAGGGAAGUGCGAGGGGAAGGGAGGGCCAAGCUCCCGGCCAUGUUUCUGGUUGAACCACAGGGAUACAGGGAUGUGGUGCCUAAAGAUAGCACGAGGGAGGAGACACCACCUUUGCAACAUCACCACUACCACCCCACCACCAC
Calidris pugnax (ruff) is the source of this 3387-nucleotide messenger RNA. RefSeq names its product matrix metalloproteinase-15-like. The record is from RefSeq and is a predicted model, not a curated record. The transcript has 17 exons. Gene Ontology annotation, biological process: collagen catabolic process; U6 snRNA 3'-end processing; extracellular matrix organization. Gene Ontology annotation, cellular component: extracellular matrix. NCBI's taxonomy places the organism in Eukaryota, Metazoa, Chordata, Aves, Charadriiformes, Scolopacidae. Bases 28 to 2853 code for a protein of 941 amino acids. Gene Ontology annotation, molecular function: nuclease activity; zinc ion binding; metalloendopeptidase activity.